AGGGCUGCAUUUUGAGUGAUAUGCAACACUACCUUCCCGCUUUUUAGUGCAACACACGCUCUCUUAGAAUAAAUAUAUAAAGCAAAAAUAAUUGUGUUUAAUAUUUAAUAAUGACAAAUCGGGACGAACUUAGCUCUGCUGCAAAGCACAAAUUAAUAGAGGCAGUGGCACGUGAAAAAAAUCCACUUGAUAGACUGCCAGGAAUUUACGAUAGCUACAAGUCCAGUUCUGGCGAGGAGUUCAAACUAUAUUGCCGCGCCAAGGCCGAUAUGGAUGCCAAGACUCUCAAAUGGACAUUUAAGCUGGCUGAACAGAAUGUGGGCCCAUUUUACAAACAUCUGAAAAUGGGCUGGCAGCCAAAAAUAAAACAAUCGGAGCUUAAUAAGAACUGGGCUCGUUUCCUGGUGGCCCAGAAUCAACAAAAGCAACCCGUGGCCUACACAAUGUUCCGCUUCGACAUGGACGAUGGUGACUGUGUGUUAUAUUGCUACGAAAUACAAAUUGCACCAGAAUAUCAGCGCAAGGGUCUCGGCAAGUUCAUGAUGGAAACGCUUGAGUCGUGCGCCAAGAUUUGGCAGCUGGAAAAGCUUAUGCUCACUGUUUUAAAUAAUAAUGAGAAUUCAUUAAAGUUCUUCAAAGCGCUCGGCUAUGCUAAGGAUGAAACCUCACCAGAUAUUUUGCAAGAGGCGGACUAUCAGAUACUAAGUAAGUCCAUGCUGGGCUAAUUUUUGAUUUCCUAUUAACAACAAAUUAUUUAAAUGCGAUACAAACGGAAUAUAUUUAA
Messenger RNA from Drosophila virilis, 784 nucleotides. It is a transcript of the gene Naa40, whose product is annotated as N-alpha-acetyltransferase 40. Lineage: Eukaryota; Metazoa; Arthropoda; Insecta; Diptera; Drosophilidae. The record is from RefSeq and is a predicted model, not a curated record. Gene Ontology annotation, cellular component: nucleus. Gene Ontology annotation, molecular function: histone H4 acetyltransferase activity; histone H2A acetyltransferase activity; protein N-terminal-serine acetyltransferase activity.